CUGCCGAUACCAUUAUCGCCUCCAUUCGCAUUCCUUAUGCGCAGGAAAAGAACGAGUUCUUCCGCGCCUAUAAGUAGGCCAAGAGGAAAGAUGACGAUAUCGCCAUAGUCACAGCGGCUCUAAAGUCCGCCUGGAUGAUGACGGCGUUGUCGAGGCAGCCAACCUCGUCUGCGGAGGCAUGGCGCCCUUCACGGUGGCUGCAAAGAAGACAAACGCUGGGGCGCCCCCCACUUCGAGGAGAUGUUCUUCGCCGAGGACACCAUUUGUACACUGCAGGGCAGCCCAUCGGACUGAUCUUGGCCACAUCGGCAGGGCGCGCUGCCGAAGGGGCCCGGGCCGUCAAGGUCGAGUACUACGGGCUACCUGCCAUCUUCACCAUGGAGGAGGCCAUUGAGAAGGAGAGCUUCUUCAGCUUCUUCAAAGAGAUCAAGAAGGGCGACCCUGAGGAGGGCUUCAAGAACUGCGACCACGCUUUCACAGGUGUGGCCAGGAUCGGCGGAUAGGAGCAUUUCAAUCUCGAGACAAACGUCACCCUAGCCG
Molecule: messenger RNA, 540 nt
Organism: Lasiosphaeria miniovina
Lineage: Eukaryota; Fungi; Ascomycota; Sordariomycetes; Sordariales; Lasiosphaeriaceae
Exons: 1
Coding region: 135-503 (122 amino acids)
Molecular function (GO): iron ion binding; oxidoreductase activity
Source: RefSeq, a predicted model, not a curated record